Monopterus albus (swamp eel) is the source of this 2324-nucleotide messenger RNA. RefSeq names its product clathrin, light chain B (gene cltb). NCBI's taxonomy places the organism in Eukaryota, Metazoa, Chordata, Actinopteri, Synbranchiformes, Synbranchidae. Gene Ontology annotation, cellular component: postsynaptic endocytic zone cytoplasmic component; synaptic vesicle membrane; clathrin coat of coated pit. The coding region runs from base 280 to 945 and encodes 221 amino acids. The record is from RefSeq and is a predicted model, not a curated record. The transcript is spliced from 6 exons. Gene Ontology annotation, biological process: intracellular protein transport; clathrin-dependent endocytosis. Gene Ontology annotation, molecular function: structural molecule activity; clathrin heavy chain binding.
CCCUCGGCAUGUUGCCUGGUUCCAUCGUCACAGUGGCUGAACAAGUGAAGAAAUCAUGAAUCAUCUGUGAAGGCCUUGAGUCGAAGCUUAGUUUGUUUAUUAUAGGCGACAUAUUUGUUUGCCCUGUUGCCUACACUCGUCUAUUUGGAGAAGGUGAUAUUCGACUGAAACAUAAAUUUGUUUUUGAAGUAACGUUGCAGAACUGGUUGCCUAAUUUUGGGGGGCUUAAACGUUUGCUAGCUAAACCCACCGCUAAACUUAUAAACACGUUUGUGAAAGAUGGCUGACAACGGAACACACCCGGCAGAAGAGGACCCAGCCGCAGCUUUCUUAGCUCAACAGGAGAGUGAGAUAGCGGGGAUAGAGAACGACGGCGAGGGAUUUGAGGCGCUGGAAGGGCCGGAUGGCCAGCAACCUUUUCAGCCGCAGCCAGCUAACUAUGACGGUUUCGGAGAGGAGCCUAUCACACUGAACGGGGAUAUAUUUCAGGAGUCCAAUGGCCCAACAGACAACUAUGCAGCCAUCGCCCAAGUGGAUAUUCAGAGACAAGAGCCAGAGAGUUUACGCAAGUGGAGGGAGGAGCAGAAGACACGCCUUGAAGCAUUGGACUCAGCAUCCAAGGCAGCAGAGGCAGAGUGGAGAGAGAAAGCCAAAAAGGAGUUGGAGGACUGGCAUGUACACCAGAAUGAGCAGAUGGAGAAAAACAAGGUCAACAACAGGAUUGCUGACAAGGCUUUCUACAAACAGCCCAACUCUGAUGUUAUAGGCUUUGUAGCGUCGGAGGAGGCUUUUCUGGCAGAGACCGAUGGCGAAAGCCCAGGAACUGAAUGGGAGAGAGUAGCCCGUCUCUGUGACUUCAAUCCAAAAACCAACAAACAGGCAAAGGAUGUUUCUCGAAUGCGUUCGGUCCUCAUCUCUCUCAAACAGAUGCCUCUAGUUCGCUAGAAGAGGUGGCUGGGAGAAUUUUAUUCUAGAAAACAUUGCCUUUUCAGUUUUAACUCACGUCGCAUCAGAAGAGCUUGUAUUCCCUUUUCCUGGUAUGUUUAUAACCUUUGAAAACUUCCUGCCUUUCUUGAUGCCUAUUAUACUGAAAUAAUCUGCUUAGUCUCACUCUCUGGUAAGAAGACGGACUGCUCUAUUGUUACAACAUCCCUUAGUCGGUCAGUUUUAUCACUGCUAUAAUCAAGAAUAUAUUGUUCCUGUAAGUUAAUCAUUUUCCUUCCCCUUUAACUUAUAAAUUAUUAGGUCAACUUUGUUGCAUGCCUCUGCCAAUACCUUGGAUGCAUCAUUUUUUAGUUUCAUAAAUUUGCAUUUUGGUUGAUAAACAGUUACUUAUUAAGCACUAUUAAGGAUUAGAUUGUAACCAUUUAUGACUGGCAACAGUGUCGAAUUCUAAACACACAUUCUUGGUUCACCUUUGUUGUAUUGUAUCCCAAAUUACCAUAUUUACUGUAGCUAGCAUAUUUACAAGCUUGUGGCCUUUUUGAUCUAGCUCUGACUCCAUUUUGACUAUUAAGCCAGAUGGUGUUCCUCUUCAAUUAGGCUAGUUUAAGAAAAAAAAUAACAACCAAAGAUUUCAGUUAUCAUCUAAAUUUUAACUGGUUUUAUGGACCAUGUUGGUAUUGCACCAAUGUUUUAAGAUUUUGGAUCAAUGUGUUUGUUUCACAUGUUGCCUAUUGGGACAUUAUGAAUGCUGAAAAAAGUGAAUGUUAAAAGGGAACUGGAAAAUAAAAACAAUGGAGUCUGAUCAUCUAAAUUAGUUUGUCCUUAAAUAUUUUCCAGGUAGACUGGUACUAUCAAAAUGGCCUGGAGAUAAAUCACUUGAGUUCCAGCUGAUAAAGUUCAAGUGUGAGGAGAUGAAGGUUCCUACUCCCAUGCCCACAACUCUGAGGGUUGUGCUUCUGUGAAACCAAUGCAUCUGAGGCAUUUACACACACUCUUUAGCUUUCAGAUGUUGAAAACACAACAAUGGGCCUCAUUCACCAACUGUUAAGAGCAAAUUUUAAAAAUGUUUUUGUGAAGAUUCAGGCAUUAACUAUGUUUUCCAGUUCACCCACUCAAGAUUAUGCACAUUUAUGUGAAAUAAUUGGUUUCCUAUAAUUCUGACAGAAGAUUAUAAUUACAAUAACAUUUUUCAUUUUUUUUUAUAAUUUCCAUUUAUUUAACAAAGUCAGAUAUUGUGGUGUUUUUAUUUAAAUACACACUACAUCUAAUAUACUAAGCAAUUAAUUGCUUGUUUAUAAAUUAAUGCAUUAAAAUUAAUUAGUUCUACAAUGUGCUUAUUCCUCUGAUGUUGGGCAGCUGGACGGGACCGGGUGCACACA